CCUUGUUAACAAGUCAAGUAGCAAAUAGAGUGUGAUAAGAUGACGCCAUGAUUUUUUAUGCCUCUCUAGUUCUGUUAUUGAUUGUACAGCAAAGUCAAGGAAUUUUAAUUAGCGAAGACUGCGUCGAUUCCCUGGGAUGUGAAUCACAUGACAUCCGGGACUCGCAGCUCAAUGCCUCAUCGUCACUGUCGCCAAGUAUCCGGUAUGGUCCUCAGCAGGCCAGGUUACAUAACACGAAUGCGUGGUGUGCAGCUGCAAACACCGCUGACCAGUACCUUGAGGUCGACCUUGGCAAGGUGCGGAUGCUUUCAUCAAUAUUGACACAAGGAGACCCUAACAAGAACCAGUAUGUGAAGUCUCUAAAACUCUUGUACUCCGUGCGGGCUGGCUACUGGUGGGACUACAAAGAAAACGACGCCAUAAAAAUUUUCCAAGCAAACAAGGAUCGUGACUCCGUUGCAAAGCUUCUAUUGCAAACAGAGACCGCUGUACGAUACCUCCGUCUGAUGCCUGUCACGUGGCAUGGUCACGUGUGUCUUAGGCUGGAGAUUAAGGGAUGCGAGGCUGAUAGAUACACGCCACUCGGUAUGACAAACGGCACCAUCCCCAACAGUGCGUUAACAUCUUCUACCAUGGCAGACUCCCAGGGACCAAACAAUGCCCGUCUUUACUGGUUACAUUUGGACGACAAGACAUGUUGGGUUCCCGCAGUUCAGGACACAUCGCAAUGGAUAAAGAUAGAUCUCGGCAGAACGACGCUUUUGACGGCAGUGGCAACACAGGGCUGCCCUCCUCUUGAUACGGGCAAAUCAUUCGUGUGGACUUAUAAUCUGAUGACUAGCCUAGACGGGGCGACGUGGACGUAUCAGUUGAAUAAUGAUGGUACAAAUUUAUUCAAGGGAAACUAUAACAACGAAUAUGAAGCCAUACGUGAUGUCACACCCGAAGCCUUGGCACGAUGGGUGCGGUUUCACCCAAAGGUCUAUAACAACAAGAUUGCAAUGCGAGUGGAGCUUUAUACAUAUGGAAAAGCGUCCCCUGGUGAUCUUGGCAUCGUUAGUGGAGAAAUCCCAGAUACUCAUUUCAACGCGUCUUCUUAUCAAUGUUCACACUGUCAACCACCCAGAGGCCGACUAUGGUUUGAUAAAAUCGCAGUAUCGAUUUACGGUUGGUGUGUGAGUGCAUCUAUCCAGAACUCGUACCUUCAGAUAGAUCUUGGUCACAUCAUGGCUGUCACGGGCGUAGUCACGCAAUCUCGCGGGAAAAUAACAGUACGCUGGACUAAGACUUAUACAGUGGAAUACAGCUCGGACGGUACGACCUGGACACCCUAUAAAGAUACAGGGAAGGCCGAUACGAAGCUCUUUAAAGGGAACACAGACGCCACGACCGCGGUAACGAGAUAUUUCGACAGAGUCAUAGCAACCCGCAUGGUUCGAUUCUUUCCUCGUGAAUACCAAGCCCCCGACACAACAAAGUGCAUGCGGGCUGGCGUUGUUGGUUAUAAGAAUGUUCCCGUUUGUCCCGAGGGCUGGAUCCCGUUCCGUGCAAGCUGCUUUUUGUUCUACUUUGAUCAUAAAUCGACGAUUGACAGCGAUGAGGCGCGCACAGCCUGCCGGGCUCGUGACGCAAACCUCGCCGACAUACGGGACAUACAGGAACACCUAUUUAUGAAUACCCGGAUUGAGCAUAGGGCUGGUCAUGUACCAUAUGUUAUCGGGUUGAUUAAGAGAAACAACAGGUGGGAAUGGGAGGUCGAUGGUAGCGCAGCAUCGUGGAUUCCAUGGGCAGACGGUCAACCUCAAGAACGAGUAGAUGAAAUUUGUGCAAGGAACAACAUAGGCGAAAUACAUGACCACUACUGUAGCGAUCGAUACACUACGGCAGCAAUCUGCAAAAAGCCAGCUACAGGCGGGUUCUUUGGUACUCCUGUUAUCUUUUCUCCCCUCCCGGACGUUGACGCGUACGAAAACGAGACUAUUACCCUCCAGUGCCAGGCCAUCGGUGACGCGGUCAUCAUCAUCGCCUGGUUACACAAUGAUACUCUCGUUCAGAACAGGUCCGUCAAUACUGCGCUUGUCAUCAGCAAUAUACCGCUGAACAUGAGCGGAAGUUGGCGAUGUGUGGCGUCAAAUCAUCUAGGAUCUCAAAACAAGACUUUCUAUGUCGAUGUUAAAAAGCCAUCAGAGUUGUGUGUUAAGUUCACAACUUUAAGUGACGCGACCCGUUUUCAUAGGUACAAGACAACGUCUACUGCUCAAAGUGAUACCUUCUUAAACCGGACUGACUGGUAUGCCUUCAAGAGCCCAACCGGUUAUUACCAGCUGCUAACCUCCUGUGCGCCCGCAAACCGAUGCAAUGCGGUCGCCACUGGUUGGCUCAGAGGAAAACACCCGACAACUGCAGAUGGCGUCGUGACGCGUACUGUGUGCUUCCAUAGCAACGGUGACUGUUGCCAUAGCAGCGUUAAGGUGCAAGUGCGCAAAUGUGUGAAUCAAUAUGUGUACAAGCUGGUUCCGCCGGAUGAGCCGCUGACCGCAAGAUACUGCACCGAGAACCAUGUAGAAGAAGCUGACCCCACAUACAACCGGCUAUUCCAGCUCUCCCCAGACCCCGCACGCCUCCAGCCCAGUCACGUGCUCGAUCAAGUGUAUGACGUCAUAAAUGAAAUGAUCUGCCUCAAAAUGUGCCUUCUAUAUGCUGAAUGCAAGUCGUUUAGUCACAGUGCGGCGGACAGGGAAUGCCAGAUGUACAAUACAACCGCUGACGAUGGUGCUGGCGUCGCCAUCCUAGACCACGGCUUCCGACACUACUUUUCUAACGUGCAAACUCAAGCGGUGUUCAUACACCCUUAAAGAAAGUAGGGAAAUACGUUUUCUGGACGGUAGUCGGCGGUCGGAAGCUCAACGUUACCCUUUUUGAUAAAGUUUUGCUUCAACACAAUUUAAAUAGAAGCAUCUGCUCUAUCGCCUGGACUUUAGAAACCUGUUGUGCGUUGUGGAAGCGUUGAAGAAUCAAAUUCGCAGUGGCUAUAUUUCCAAAAGCCGGAAAAUGUUCCCCCUAAUGGACUAAAUGCCCUACAGAUUUCAAAUUAUUUAAAUAAUCAAGCAAAUUGUCGUCCAGUAAACCCCUUCUUCUUGGCUGCCGUCCAUUGUCCCGAAACGUCUUUGUUCAAAGUAAUGUCUCUUCCAGCUGCCAUUCCAUCAUCGAAGCUAACAACAAAGUAUAAGAAAGCAACCAUUUUCAUCGGCAAAUUUUGUAAGCUUUGCAAUAUCGAUUGAAUUUGGUAAAUUGAGUUUAAAGCUUUGUUUUUGAAUGGUCAAUUCGAGAUUCACACAAUUUUUCCAAUAUUUAAUACAAACAAUAACAAAGAUGUAGCAGAAUAAGUCUCUCCAGGUUUCCUGUACUGUAAAUAACGGAUGCACCAUUUUCGAUCAGGGCUUCUUGCAAUACUUGAAGCUGAUCAAGUUAUUGACCUGA
Molecule: messenger RNA, 3480 nt
Organism: Nematostella vectensis (starlet sea anemone)
Lineage: Eukaryota; Metazoa; Cnidaria; Anthozoa; Actiniaria; Edwardsiidae
Exons: 14
Coding region: 48-2855 (935 amino acids)
Source: RefSeq, a predicted model, not a curated record